Pieris macdunnoughi is the source of this 486-nucleotide messenger RNA. The record is from the annotation of a GenBank genome assembly. NCBI's taxonomy places the organism in Eukaryota, Metazoa, Arthropoda, Insecta, Lepidoptera, Pieridae.
AUGGCUAAUAAAAUUAAAGAUGCUGCUAAAAAGUUUCUGUUAUUAGGUCAGUGUGUACCUACAGUUAAACAAAAUGCAACUAAAAUACGGGUUAAGAGGUUAGAAUUAGAUGAAAAUUUACUAAUGUAUUUCAAAAAGGAUGAUUUCUACUACUGUUACGACCCAAAUAAAAUGUGUAAAACUGGUGAUAUCGUUUUAAUUAAAGCUCUUCCUCAGAAAAUGACUAAAUUAAUAACACAUGCAGUGGAAGAGGUAGUAUAUCCAUUUGGGGAUGUAACUGAUCCAGUCACAGGCAAAAAAGUAGCCAAAGAAAGAUACCGUGAAGAUGUUGAUCGACAGUCUGAACUUUACGGGAAGUUAGAUUCUGGCUUUGAUUAUAAAAAGGCACCUCCAAGAGGUUGGCAAGAAGGAAAGAAAGAUUUCACAUCAAAACCUACAUAUACAAGGUUUCAUGUUUUUGAUGAAAAUGAUCCAUAUUCCAUUUAA